ACGUUUUGCGUAGUCGUGAUCAGCGCUGCGUCGUAUUGGAUCCAUCUGGUGCACACCAAAAAUGAGCAGAAAACGCUGCUCAUUGCCAAACAAGCCCGAGACUUUUACUCCAUAUCAACAGGAGUGUGGAACGCCGGUCUGAUUUCCACAAUCACGUCCUCGUUCAUAAACCUGAUCGUUUCCGUGUUGCUGGCAUAUGGUGCAUAUUACGACAGGAACAAGUUAUUGAUCCCGUGGCUCGCGAAAAACAUGUUCCUGUUGGUGGUUGGAGCCGGGUUCGGGUUCUACAACAUUUACUGGGUUGUUAGUUCUGCCAAUACUGAGGACGAGGCCUCGUUUUGGGGCAGCCUUUGUGGGCUCUACUGGGUCAUUCUUGCCAUGAUUGCAUACUGCUGGACCUCAACAUUCUCCCAAUACAUCACCAGCAAGCGGAUCACAGAGAAACUCAGACCGCUGAUGAAACAAGGCGAGAAGAUGAUCAGGAAUCCCAGGGCUUUCAAGCUCUCUGUACAGCCGUACAGGUCCGAGUCUCAGCAAGCUUUACCAGUGGCGUCCAUCACCUGAAAUUACAUCCAAUUUAUUUUAUCUUUUUGUGUGUGCUGAAAGCACUCCUGCGUGUCCAUUCGAGGGAUUUCUGCAGAAGGAAAAUGAAAAGAAAGACCGGCGAAAAGAGUUUCGAAUUUGUGUCCUGAACACCUGAAUGAUCCUGACGAUGAAGUUUUAAACGGACAUUUAUCUGCUUUCUGAGCGUUGAAGCGCCUUUACUUUCCGAAAAAUUUGUAUUUCUGGAUAUUUUGAAUGUGCGAAUAUUUCUUUUUGCUGGUCAUGUGUCGAAAUUUUGAUGGUCAAUAUCCUGUGUAUGAGUGAUGAUUCAUAGGAGUUGUGUUGGAAAUUGGAAACGAGUUUUUAAAAAAAGUGAGUGAUCGUCGUUUCUUUCA
Molecule: messenger RNA, 938 nt
Organism: Notodromas monacha
Lineage: Eukaryota; Metazoa; Arthropoda; Ostracoda; Podocopida; Cyprididae
Source: the annotation of a GenBank genome assembly